Messenger RNA from [Candida] anglica, 2508 nucleotides. Lineage: Eukaryota; Fungi; Ascomycota; Pichiomycetes; Serinales; Debaryomycetaceae. The record is from the annotation of a GenBank genome assembly.
AUGGAGACAAUUCUUGGUGGUCUCAACAAAGCCCAACGUGAAGCAGUCACUGCACCGGGCCAGGGCCGGUUGCAAAUCAUCGCAGGUCCAGGCACAGGUAAAACAAAAGUAUUGGUAUCUAGAGUUGCAUAUUUAUUGAUUCAAGAGAAAAUAGAUCCGCAAUGUAUAAUUGUAACCACAUUCACCAAAAAGGCUGCUGCUGAAAUGAUACAAAGACUUCUGGAGAUUCUUAAGGACAGUCCUGUAGAUCUUUCAAAAUUAAUCAUUGGAACUUUCCACAGUAUUUGUUUCCGAAUAAUUAUGGCAUAUGGGAAACUUAUAGGAGUAACUAAUAAUUAUAAAAUUGCAGAUGAACGAGAUUCAAAUCAAAUCUUACAAGAAACGUUUCAUAGAGAGACUUUUAUUGGCAAGGAUGCAGAGAUGUAUAAGACUUCAAAUUCUCAAUUUGAUGUACGGGCUAUUAAAAGGAAAUUAUCCAGCUUAAAGGCAAAGGGGGUAACUCCAGAUACAUAUGCUCAGGAUGAACCCAAGAAGUGGAAUAGAUUUAUUCGCAAGGUAUAUACUUGUUAUCAAGAAAGACUUCUGGAUAAUAAAUUAUUAGACUUUGAUGACUGUCUUCUCACUUGUUUUGAAUUAAUUUCGAAGCACCCAGUGAUGUCAUUUAUUAAACAUGUACUAGUUGACGAAUUCCAGGAUACAAAUGAAAUCCAACUUCAACUAAUGUACCAAUUGGCACAAAAUAAUGUUACGGUAGUUGGAGAUCCAGAUCAAAGUAUUUAUGCAUUUAGAGAUGCACAAGCUACAAAUUUUCAAAGCAUGCGUCAAUAUUAUCCUUCUAUCAAUAUAAUAUCUUUAACUGAAAACUAUAGAUCGACUCUGGAUAUAUUGAAUAUUUCAGAAAGGAUAAUGAGCCAGCAACGGGAUGGUAGAGUUUCCAAAUUACUUAAUUCUCAAAUGCGACAAUCAUUCGCACCAGUGUACCACCUAUUACCAUCUCAAGAGCAAGAAGCAAGAUGGAUAUCAUAUCAAGUUGAACUCCUCAUGAAUUUACCUAACCAUCCCUUUAAGCCAAAUGAUAUUGCUAUCUUAUUCCGUUCGGGGUAUCAAACGAGAAUCGUGGAGAAUGAAUUAGUAAGACGGAACAUUUCGUAUACGAUGGUCCGUGGUAAGGCCUUUUGGGAUCGAAAGGAAGUUCUUUCUAUCUUGUACUAUCUCCGAGUGGUUGCCAGCGAACAUGAUCGUAUUGCAUAUUUGAAAACAAUCAAUUUCCCCAAAAGAGGGUUAGGUUUAAAAACUGUUGAUGAAAUUGAAGAGUUAUUAUCGGCAAAUAAAGACUAUUCAAUCCACGAAGUUUUGAAAAUGAUAUCAGAGCUGAGAAUACAAAGUAAAUUAUCGACCAAGAAUAAACUGGAGCUAGGUAAAUAUUUGGAUAUUGUCGAAACUUGUCGAGUUUUACAAUCAAAUGAAGGAGACUCCCAGAACACAAUGAUGUCAUUAUUCACGAAAUUGUAUGAACUAUCUGGGUUGAAAAAUGAAUUCAAAGAAGUUGAAGGCGCUGAUCUGAAUAUUCUCGAAGUUCAAAGACAACUCUGUGAGUUUGUCCCCAUUGACGAUAAACUUCCAGUUUAUCCCGAAGAAGGUGUGACAGAUGAAGACACAAGAAAUCUUCUAGAACGGUUUAUUCAAUCGAUUGGUCUUUAUGAAGCCGAUAAUGAAGACCUGAAGUCGAAAAAGGAGACAUCAAUAUCAUUAUCCACCAUUCAUGGAUCUAAGGGAUUAGAAUGGCCCAUUGUAUUUGUUCCUGGACUUUCAGAAGGUAUUCUUCCCGCUAAAUUUGCAUUAGAUUCAGGAGGUGAAGAUUCUGUGAAUGAAGAACGUAGAUGUUUCUAUGUUGCUACAACCAGGGCCAAAUUGUUAUUGUAUAUAUCUGCAUUCACUGAAGAUCGUGAAAGAUGGGGUCGUCAACCGAUUUCAGAAGAGUCUCGCUUCAUAAGACCCGUGUGUCUGAAAUUACCCUCGCUGCAAAUUGCCAUUGAAUCAUUUGAAUCAAUGAAAGAAUUGUAUGAGAUUCGUAACGGAAACAUCCCAAUAGAGUUAAAGAAACUGUUACAAACAUUCAAGCAAGGAAUGGAGCUUAAAUUGAAAGCACAUUUAAUGGGAGAAAGUAUAUCCAUCGGAGAGGAAGAUUAUUAUUCGACCAAACCAUCUGCACCAGGGUUUAAUAGUGCAAAGAAUCAAAUUAAUAUGAAUGAUUCUAAAAGAAGACAAAUAAAUAAUAUAGAUGUUGUGAAGAAGAGGAAAGAAGUGAAGGGUAUUGACACAUACUUUAAGAGAACAAAGAAUGAUAUCUCAAUUAAGAAAAUAGUAGCGCCAGUGAAAGUUAGUUCAAUGAGUUCUACUACAAAUAAAGCACCAGCGUAUAUUCCUAUUAGGAAAGUUCCAGCAUCGUACCUGCGUAUCAAAAGAUUACAUGCACCAGGUAACAAAGAGACAACAAGUCCGAAAUAG